GGGCCCUUCGGAACUCUGAGGAAGAUCAGGUGGUUGGGACACUGCUCUGUCAGCUGAGUGACAGUCACGGGAUCGCGACCAAGUCCCAUUUCCUGGAGGAAAGCAAAUGAUGGACCUAGGACUCCCAGCAUUACAGGAUAUGGAGAAGGAACGAGAGACACUGCAGGUCUGGAAAAAACGUGUGGGAAAAGAGCUUGAUAGUGUGAUCGCUUUCUGGAUGGAGCAUUCCCAUGACCAGGAACACGGGGGCUUCUUUACAUGCCUUGGCCGUGAUGGGAAGGUAUAUGAUCACCUCAAAUAUGUCUGGCUGCAGGGGAGGCAGGUAUGGAUGUAUUGUCGCUUAUACCGCAGUUUUGAGCGCUUCCACCGUGUUGAGCUUCUGGAUGCAGCAAAAGCCGGUGGUGAAUUUUUGCUGCGUUAUGCCCGGGUGGCACCACCUGGCAAGAAAUGUGCUUUUGUGCUGACUCUGGAUGGCCGUCCAGUGAAGGUGCAGCGGACCAUUUUCAGCGAGUGCUUCUACACCAUGGCCAUGAAUGAACUGUGGAAAGUAACAGGGGAAAUGCAUUAUCAGAAUGAAGCUGUGGAGAUGAUGGAUCAGAUCAUCCACUGGGUACGGGAGGACCCAGCUGGAUUGGGCCGGCCUCAGCUCUCAGGGACAUUGGCCACAGAGCCCAUGGCAGUGCCCAUGAUGCUGCUCAGUCUGGUGGAGCAGCUUGGAGAAGACAACGAGGAGCUGACCAACAAGUAUGCGGAACUAGGGGACUGGUGUGCACACAGGAUUCUUCAGCAUGUCCAGAGGGAUGGACAAGUUGUAUUGGAGAAUGUAUCAGAGGAUGGCCAAGAGCUCCCUGGUUGCCUUGGAAGACAUCAGAACCCAGGCCACACACUGGAAGCUGGCUGGUUUAUGCUCCAGUAUGCCCGCAGGAAAGGUGACCACAAACUUCGAAUGCACAUUAUUGACAAGUUUCUCUUGUUGCCUUUCCACUCUGGAUGGGACCCUGAGCAUGGAGGCCUCUUCUACUUCCAGGAUGCUGAUGAUCUCUGCCCUACCCAGCUGGAAUGGAACAUGAAACUGUGGUGGCCACACAGUGAAGCUAUGAUUGCCUUCCUCAUGGGUUACAGUGACAGUGGGGAUCCAACCUUGCUGGACCUCUUCUACCAGGUGGCUGAGUACACCUUCCGCCAGUUUCGUGAUCCUGAGUAUGGGGAAUGGUUUGGCUACCUGAACCAAGAAGGAAAGGUGACCCUCACCAUCAAGGGAGGUCCUUUUAAAGGCUGCUUCCAUGUGCCGCGGUGCCUGGCCAUGUGCGAGCAGAUUCUGGGAGCCCUACUCCAACGCCUUGGACCCGCCCCCCUCAGCUCCUCGCCCGCUGUCCCCACCCACGAAGGCUCGAAAUAAAGCUGACCUUGUUCCACA
This is a messenger RNA of Apodemus sylvaticus (European woodmouse), 1417 nucleotides long. It is a transcript of the gene Renbp, whose product is annotated as renin binding protein. NCBI's taxonomy places the organism in Eukaryota, Metazoa, Chordata, Mammalia, Rodentia, Muridae. Gene Ontology annotation, molecular function: N-acylglucosamine 2-epimerase activity; peptidase inhibitor activity. The coding region runs from base 107 to 1399 and encodes 430 amino acids. The record is from RefSeq and is a predicted model, not a curated record. The transcript is spliced from 11 exons. Gene Ontology annotation, biological process: N-acetylmannosamine metabolic process; N-acetylglucosamine metabolic process; carbohydrate metabolic process.